Messenger RNA from Zeugodacus cucurbitae (melon fly), 2259 nucleotides. Its product is annotated as beta-hexosaminidase subunit beta. The record is from RefSeq and is a predicted model, not a curated record. The coding region runs from base 642 to 2201 and encodes 519 amino acids. The transcript is spliced from 8 exons. Gene Ontology annotation, cellular component: membrane. NCBI's taxonomy places the organism in Eukaryota, Metazoa, Arthropoda, Insecta, Diptera, Tephritidae. Gene Ontology annotation, biological process: ganglioside catabolic process; carbohydrate metabolic process; glycosaminoglycan metabolic process. Gene Ontology annotation, molecular function: beta-N-acetylhexosaminidase activity.
AAUUAUAUGUAUGUAUAUAUGUUCAGCAAGAAAGAGUUUUCGUGUAAAAAUUAUCUAAAUUGAAAAAGCUUAUCAUAAAACCCAGAGAACUCAACAAUAAGCACUUUUCUUUACUAUAGUACAACACAUCUUGUUAAACUAAUUAAAUUAUUAAUAUAAAUCUACCCUCGUACACUAUCUCUAAAAUUCCCCUUCAAAGACGAGGACGCAUGUGACUCAGAGUCUGAAAUGAAAAGUUGCUGUGGAAAAUGCUUUCUUUUUAAACCGCACAUACCUAAACGAAACUGUGUCAGCUAAGCUUUCUUAGCUAGUUUUCCAAGUUUCUUCAAAGAAGUGGAGCAAAUUCAAGUUGUAUGUAUGUUCUAACCGCCUACGCCUAUCUCCGAAUCACCGAAGUGGGCGCGUCUCAAAAAAUUUCCCUACAGGGCACGCACAACUACUAAGUAUUUAUUAUUAGAAGUUUAUGUCUACAAUGGAAUAGAAAAAAUCCCACCUGUUCAAAUUUGCUGAGGUGUGGUUCCAUAAUGAAGUAAACAAUUUACGAAUAAUUUUCGCUUAUCAGUCUAAAUACUUUGGUGACAUUCCCACAAGUGAGCACAGUCUACUUCCUGAGGUGACAAUAGACGGAGCACUUUCUCGAAAUGCGCAGUUUCCUUAAUUUAAUUGUGUUUUUAAUUUGCUGCGACAAAUUGAAUGCCGAUGGCGGCUACAUCGGCUUUGGUCCACAAUUCAAAGCCACCACGGGCGAGAUUUGGCCCAAACCCUACAAGCAAGUGGAGAGUAACAAGUAUUAUGCGGUGAAUGCUUCGGAUUUUCAAUUUAUCGCGGUGCAUGAGAAUUGUGCGCUCCUGCAGAGCGCCUUCAAACGUUAUGCCAACAUUAUUGUCGCUGCGGCGAAGGGCUAUAAUCGUGCGCCGGCCACCGCCACCAGCGGUGUCAUCCAGCAAUUCCGCGUCAAUCUGACACAGCCCUGCGAAGACCUGCCACAUCUCGACAUGGAUGAGUCAUAUUACGUGCGCGGCGAUGGUGUCGUCAGAGCCAACUCCAUUUGGGGCAUACUGCGUGGUCUGGAGACACUCGCCCAACUGUUGGUGCCAAUGCCGAAUGGGCUGCUACUUACGCGCAGCACAGAAAUUUACGAUCAGCCGCGCUUCAAGUACCGUGGCCUAAUGUUGGAUUCGGCAAGACAUUUUGUGAGCAAGGCGAAAAUAUUGCAGCUCAUCGAGGGGAUGGCCUACAACAAACUCAAUGUCUUCCACUGGCACAUGACGGAUGACUCAGCGUUCCCGUACAGCUCAAGCACUUUUCCAGAGCUGUCAGCCAAGGGCGCUUAUCGGCCGGAACUGACCUAUUCCAAGGCCGAUGUGAAGGAGGUGGUGGAGUUUGCACGCGAGCGAGGCAUACGGGUUGUAUCGGAAUUGGAUACGCCGGCUCACACCGCUUCAUGGGCGGCGUCACAUCCCGAACUGCUAACGAAAUGUGCAGGACAGUUCCUAGGACAAUUGGGACCGCUGAAUCCAACAAAAGAAUCAACUUUUAACUUUCUCUAUAAACUAUUCAGCGAAAUCAAAACUCUCUUCCCCGACAAAUACCUACACCUGGGCCUCGAUGAAGUGGAUUCGGCUUGUUGGGAGUCGAACGCCGACAUACAGGCCUAUCUGCAGGCGCAUGGGUUGGACAAUGGCGACUUAUCAUAUUUGUAUUUGGAGCGCUUCUCAGCGAACAUCUCCGCAAUGGGUUGGAAGCAGAUGGUGUGGCAGGAGGGCAUGACUGAAAACUCUUAUAUGGAGUGGCCUCUAGGCACAAUCGCGCAAAUAUGGUUCGAUUACAAGAACGUGGCGGCUACUCUCACGAAGCUGGGUCACGAUAUAAUCAUGAGUGAUGGUUGGUAUUUGUAUGUGCUGGCCACUGGCGGCGAUUGGGAAAAGUUCUACAACCUCGAGCCGACUAAAUUCAAUGGCAAUAAAGCACAAAAAUCACAUGUAAUCGGCGGCGAAGCUUGCUUGUGGAGCGAGUGGAUCAAUGAGCAUAAUGUGCUGCCGACAACAUUUCCGCGUGUGAGCGCGGUAGCCGAGCGCUUGUGGUCGCCCCUGGAGCAGUUGGAUGCUGAGAAAGCGCGCUUGCGUUUGGAGGAGCACAACUGCCGCAUGAUCGGGCGAGGUAUUGAGGCGCGACCAGCUAAUGGUUUCGGUAUGUGCUAGAGGCGAGUACAGUGGACCCGUUGGAGGGGAUAUAUCAAAUAAAGCUGAAUAAAUUUAA